AUGGGUGAAUACAACUAUGGUCAACACCAGACCCGGUCACAGGGCCCCCCUGCCUACUCAGAUAUCGAUACAGCCACAGGUGCUGAGCCCAAGCAAAGGGAGUUGUGCAGGCCCGGCCGUCUCGCCUCCAAAUGGAUUGCCGAUCUCGUCAACGGCUCCCUUGGUGAUGCUGGCAUACCAUUAUGUACACACUUCGGCUCGGCACAUCCUUCCCGCCAUGAUCUCUACCGUGUUCUGAGCCAGUCCUGUGACUCUACUGCAGCGUGGAAGGCCGGGCAGCAGGAGCAAAUACUAGCUGUCUGCAUAUGCCGAACAUGCAAGAAAACAUUCUCCAUCGUCUCGAGAUGCCCCACCGGUCGCCGGUGUGACAAGAACACCCAACGCAUGCACCAUCUGGUCUUUUGCGGCUCCUCGGACCCAACGUCAUCCUACUCCAAGCACUAUCCUGUCACCAUAAAGGCUGACUUUAUGUGUUCUGCGGUCGAUUGCGACUUGACUGUCCAUGUCGAAGUGUGCGGUCGCCGCCUGCCCGAGGCGUGGGAGCCCAGUCUGGUUGAUCGGGAGUCGGUCAGGGCAAGGCUCGAGGAGCUGCUGGAGUCCGAUGACCGUGAUAGGUACGACGACUUCAGGGCUGCAGACAAGCUCGCCAAGCUUUUCCCGGCCCAUUAUUUGUGGCAGUACUUGAGCGACGUACUCAAAUCAGGACCCGCGACCUCGGAGAAGAAAGUCUCCUAUCGUAACAAGUUCUUCACGCUCUGCUUCUGGGAUAGAUUCAAGGACCUUUUUGACUAUCUGGAGUUCGAGACCGUGGACGGAGAUGGCGACCAGUCCCUGGUAUUGCCACACCUCGACGACGCACCGUCGGGGUUGACUGACCCGACGAGCAGGAGAGGCUGGUUUGAGAUCGCACGGAUACACCUCUACUUUCUCGUGGUGGACAACCUGGACCCCAAGCUGGUUGCGCCCAUCGAGAUGCCCGUCAACCCGCAAAUAGACACCAUAAAAAUGCUCGAAGACGUUCUCGACGGCAAAUACGCCAAAUCGAAACAGUCUUUUGGCGACUACAGCCCGGCUGAUUUUGAUUUACUCGGUGUCAACAAUGAUAUCCACGAAAACAUGCUUUGGUACGCUUGUGCCUGUCAGGGCCAGACCGACCCUGUCAGAAGGGAACUCUACUUUGAGGCGCUUCGCCGUGUCAGCCAGAACAGGGAGAGCGUCAGCCCCGAGCUGAGGAAGUGGCUGGAAGGCGAGGAGCUUGCGCUGGUGAUAGUGAGAUCGGCCAGGGAAGCCCUGGCAGAUCCGCUGCAAAAGGCUUAUAGGGCACUCGAUUCGGAACAAGAUUACACCCCCGACGCCAUUCUCCAACAGUUUGACCGGAAGCUGAAGUCGGCCUCCCCGUCUGAGCGAAAGACCCAUCGGAAUAACCUGUUGCUCAUCGGCAAGAACAGGAAGGACCCUGAGAUUGUGCGCCAGGCCUGUCGUUUUGAGCCGGACGAGGCCAUGGCGUUCCUGGGGAUUCCGGAACAGGCCGAUGAGGAUGUGAUCCCUAGUUACGUACAGACCAACGUCAAUGAGGACAAAAGCAUCGAUCGCAUACUAGCAGCAGGUGCCUUGAGAUCAUUGGCCAACAAGUAUAACAACCACGCAGAGCUGGAAGAACUGGCUGCAGAGCUGAGAACGGAAGCAGGCGAGCCGUGGAUGUUGGAAGAUGACUCAAUCGAGGUUGCGCCGGGGCCCUCUUCCCAGGCUGCCUCGAGAGGUUCACUGAACGCCUCGCUCCCGGUCGGCCUGAUCAAUAUCCGCAACACCUGUUAUCUCAACAGUCUUCUUCAGUAUUUCAACACCGUCUUACCUGUACGCGACGUUGUGCUCAACUGGGAAGAUUUUAAACUGGAGCCUACCAAAGAGAACAUCGAAACCCGCCGCCUCGGAGGUAGCGGCUCAGCCCUGGACGAGGCCGAGGCUUUCCUCGCUGCGAAAUUUGUGGAGGAGAUGCGAGCCUUGUUCCUGAACCUUCAGAGUCCCUACAAGAGUGCUAUCAGGCCCCAGCAACGCCUGGCACUGGCGGCACUAAAGACUGCGGAUCAACUUGUAAAGGGAAAAUCUGCCGAUGCUUCCAAGGUGCCCAUAGGGCCUCAGCCGAAUCCCGGCGCGUCUGAUGCGGAUCUGCCUCCUCCGCCCCCUCUGCCCGCUAGGCCUUCACCCAAGCCGCCUUCCCAGGCGACUCAGCCCACUGUUACAAUCAACCCGGUGCUGGAGCACGCCGACACCGCUAGCAACGUCAGCUCUUCAACCUUGGUCGACCUGAGAGAUGAAGAUGCCGACCAGACUUAUGUCACCAUAUCUCAGAAUCCAACUGCUGACAAAGAGAUACCCCAGGUCGUGCCCGCCAAGCAGAGGGUUGCGCUCGAGGAUGAAGACAAGGAGCAAGCAGUCGGUCAACAGGAGGUCGGGCGCGGCCGAUCUAUGGAUCGGGAGCAGGAUCUCUCAGGUGCGACUGGUGCUAAGAAUGGUAGCGCGGAUGAGAAUGCGGCAGCGCCUGUGACAGAAGCCAACCUAGAGCGGGCGCUCACGGUGGAAGAGAAGAUCACCGAUGCUCUCAACGAUGUCAGUGUUACUGGAACCGAACAACAGGACGUCGAAGAGGUCAUGGGCAACAUACUCGAGCACCUUCAUGCCGCUAUCAAGCCGACUGGCACAGACGAGCACACCGGAAAGCAGACGGACAUCAUAACGGAAACAUUUUACUGGUCCAGCGUCAAGAAGAUCCGCACCAUUGACAUGGACACGGGCAAGCCCAAGUCCGAGUUCAGGUCUGUGUCUGAUCUCUCCAGGUGGAUGACCGCGUUUCCGGCCAAGGAAGGGAAGAUCGAUCUCUACAAGGCACUUGACAGCAACUUUGAUCAGGAAUUCCAAGAGGAUGGCCAUGAGACGUACUCUUCUAUCACGCGGGCGUCUCCAAUCCUGCACGUCUACAUUCAGAGGAGCCAAAACGUGGACGGCAAGCUCAGCAGGAACAACAAUGUUGUCGAGAUACCCGAGACGCUGUACCUGGAUCGUUACUUGGACAGAGACGUUGAUUCGGAUGUGUUCAAGAAGAGGCAGCGCAGCUGGCAGCUGAAGCGUCGCCUCGAAGCACUGGAACGUCCAUCGCAGCUUGAACGCAUUGGGCCGAAGUCCGGGGAUGCCAAGGACAACGUCAAAGAGGCAGGUUAUGAGGUUGUCGAUGCGAGUGACGCAGUGGUUGACAAGUUCGAGAGGGACAUGAUGACAGUCGAGGACGAGGACUACGUGUCUAUCCUGACCCCCGAACUCGAGCAGAUGUUCAUCAGUCAGGGCAAGCUCCCCGGUCCCUCCCAAUCACAGAAGGACGAUGUCUCCAUGGGCGGCACAACUGCGGGCUCAUUGUUCGACCUCAGCUCGGAUGCUCGCCGCCACCUUCAUGAAUUCAACGAGGACAGCAAGGAGCGCGACCGCAAAGAGCUAUCUGCCUUGUUUGCCGACAUGACAGAUGUCGCUUACCGCCUUCAUGCAGUCAUCUGCCACGGCGGCGGCCUGGGCUCGGGUCACUACUGGGUCUGGAUUUACGACUUCGACAAGAACAUAUGGCGCAGUUACAACGACGAGAGGGUUGAAGUCCAUGUCAACAAGGACAAGGUCCUGGCCGACUUGAACAGUGGGGCCAGCCCUUACUAUGUGGCCUACGUACGUGAGGACCAGGUCGACCGACUGGUCAGGAUUCCGGCGCGACUCAAUGCUCCGUCUGCCGAGCAGGCUGCCACCGCUGCCGACGAGAUCAUCCAGAACCUCGAUGUCGACAUGCAGGACGCGGCAGAGGUGCCACAUGUAGAACAUCACGAGUAG
Diaporthe batatas is the source of this 3864-nucleotide messenger RNA. RefSeq names its product ubiquitin-specific protease UBP2. The record is from RefSeq and is a predicted model, not a curated record. Bases 1 to 3864 code for a protein of 1287 amino acids. Gene Ontology annotation, molecular function: proteasome binding; cysteine-type deubiquitinase activity. NCBI's taxonomy places the organism in Eukaryota, Fungi, Ascomycota, Sordariomycetes, Diaporthales, Diaporthaceae. The transcript has 3 exons. Gene Ontology annotation, biological process: protein deubiquitination; proteasome-mediated ubiquitin-dependent protein catabolic process; regulation of proteasomal protein catabolic process.